GUGAACCUUCCUUUAAAUGAGAGGUGCACCUGGAGGACGGUCACUUGAGAUCUGAGAAGCGUUCACCAUGCUGUGGGCCGCCACUCUGUGCCUGCUCUGGGCCUCGUCCGCCCUCGGAGCUCCCACAAACAAACAGAAAGAGAAGGUGCUGCUGAUCACCUUCGAUGGUUUCCGAUGGGAUUACGACCGCGACGUGGACACGCCGAACCUCGACCAGAUGGCCGAGGAUGGAGUCAAAGCUCUGUAUGUCACACCUCCUUACCUCACUAUCACCAGUCCGACACACUUCACCCUCUUGACAGGACGCUACAUCGAGAAUCACGGGGUGAUCCACAACAUGUGGUUCAACACAACCACCGGCGAGAAGAAGCCUUACUAUCAGACUCUGUUUGUGAAUGAGUGGUGGGACAAUGGCACUCUGCCUAUCUGGAUCACAGCACAGAGACAGGGCCUGAAAGCUGGCUCAUUUCACUUUCCUGGUACAGCUUGCAGUUACCAAGGAGAGUUUGUGAUGGAGCGGGAAGUCGAACCACCACUUUACAACUACAAGAAUGAGACCACUUGGCGGAAGAAUGUAGACAAGGUGAUGAGCUGGUUCAGGGAUAAGGAUCUGGACUUCAUAUCCCUGUAUUUCGGUGAACCAGAUGGCACAGGCCACCGGUUCGGCCCCGACUCCCAAGAGCGUCGCGAUAUGGUCAAGCAAGUGGACCGAACGGUGGGCUACAUCCGACAGUCAUCUGAACGACACGGGCUGGGUGAGCGCCUGAACAUCAUCAUCACGGCAGACCACGGCAUGACAACAGUGCUACGCAACGGUCUGGUGGAAGAGAUCACCCUUUCCAAGAUCCCGGGUUUCUCGUUCAAGGACGUGUCCUUCCACGUGGUGGAUUACGGCCCUUCUGGUAUGCUGCUGCCAAAGCCGGGCAAGCUGGAGACGGUUUACAAUGCCUUGAAGGGGGCCCAUCCACACCUUCAUGUGUACAAGAAGGAGGAAGUGCCAGAGCGUUUCCACUUCUCCAAAAAUGACCGUAUCCUCCCCAUUGUUUUAUGGGCCGACCCUGGAUACGUGAUCAACGGGUAUUUUCCAGUUCAGUUUAACAAGGGUGAGCACGGCUUUGACAACCAAGAGAUGGACAUGAAGCCCUUCUUCAGGGCGGUGGGGCCGUCGUUUCACAAGAACCUGGAGGUGGGGCCCUUCGAGACGGUGAACAUCUACCCCUUGAUGUGUCACAUCCUGGGCAUCAAGCCGGAGGUCAACGACGGCCACUUGGAUGCCACCAAACACAUGCUGGUUACUAGCCCUAUAGCUCGCAGUUCAGGUGGAGAUGUGCCUGUGGUGAUGAAUAACGCCUUCAUUGGACUGGCUGCAGUGGCUGGAUUUCUCAUUGUAGUUUUCAUCGUGAUGACAAUUCACGGAGCACUCAAGAAAAAACGCAAGAAUGAAAGCUGGGGAAGCUCACAAGGUCUUCCAGACAAGGACACGUCAAAACAAACGACGUUUUGAUCGCCGCACAGCAGAAGACAUGCUUCAGGGUGAGGCUGACCGGCAGCGGCCCACGGACUGUCGACACGCCGCCAGACCGAAGGGCACGGCGGGGCUAAAUCAGCGUGUUGUUUCCGUUUGAAAACGGGGCGUACACAGGAAAAGAAUUGUGGGAUUAGAAUAAACUGAAUAAAAAAAGCUCUGAU
Molecule: messenger RNA, 1689 nt
Organism: Scatophagus argus
Lineage: Eukaryota; Metazoa; Chordata; Actinopteri; Scatophagidae
Product: ectonucleotide pyrophosphatase/phosphodiesterase family member 7-like
Exons: 6
Coding region: 68-1504 (478 amino acids)
Source: RefSeq, a predicted model, not a curated record